Messenger RNA from Cherax quadricarinatus, 1286 nucleotides. RefSeq names its product cuticle protein AMP1A-like. Gene Ontology annotation, cellular component: chitin-based extracellular matrix. The record is from RefSeq and is a predicted model, not a curated record. Lineage: Eukaryota; Metazoa; Arthropoda; Malacostraca; Decapoda; Parastacidae. Gene Ontology annotation, molecular function: structural constituent of chitin-based larval cuticle.
UUAGAUAAUUUUUGUUAAGAGUGCCUGGCCAAGUCUGGUGCUUGUACUUGUAGAGAUUUAAGGCUACCAGGGCUCUUGUGCUUGUAGAUAUAUCUCAUCAAUAAAUGUCACACCUAGAGUUUCUGUCGCAGGUGAAAGUUCUUUUUCUCAUUAAUUCGGCGAUAUCUAAUUACAUAUCAAUCAGUGUACUAAUAUAUUUGUGCGGCAGUGUCUUUGUGCACUAUGUGGGGAUAUGUUUUUGCAAGAUGUGUUCGACUGAUGAGAAGAAAGGCAACCAGCUUCUCGAGAUGAUAAACAGAGCGAGUGUCGGCGAGCGGGUCACAUGUCCCACAGGAUCACAAGGACAUGUCGAGGUAAUUUACUGGACGUCCAGAUGGACAAGUGAGGAUGUAGGGCAGGAGUGAAGGGCAUGAGGUAUCUGCCAAGGGCGUUCCCUCCCGGGUGAGCUGACUAGGCACCGCUCCAGGCUCCCCACUAUAAAAGAUCUGCCACCUCAGUGUCUGGCACCAGUCGACCACCACAACACCAACCAACAUGAAGUUUGUUAUACUUGCUGUGCUAGCCUGCAUGGCUCUGGCUGCUCCCAAGUAUAAUGCCCCAGAACCCCAGAGCACCCUGUCUGCCUCCGAAAUCGAAGCCAAUAAGCAAGCACUUAUUCUGAAGGAUGAACGUGUUCGUGAAGACGACGGAAGAUAUAACGUCGAAGUUGAGACUGGCAAUGGCAUUAUCCUGUCUCAGUCGGGCUCUCCGGAAGGAGAGACUAAAGCAAUUAGCGCUGCUGGGCAAUACUCGUACACCGCUCCCGAUGGUUCUCUUGUGAAGAUGAAAUAUGUAGCGAAUGCAAACGGCUACCAGCCUGAAUCCGACUUUCUUCCAGUGGCUCCUGAGUUCCCCCACCCAGUCCCUUUGUUUGUACUGCGGCAGAUCGCCUUCGCUGCUGAGGAAGACGCUGCUCGUGCCCGCUCUGAGUCCAAUGGACCUUCCCUUACUUACACCAGUCCUCAGUAAAAAUGAUACAUUAAAAUGCAUUAUGUAAAUCCUCUUAUCACCUAUUGCCUUCAUGUAUUUAUUAUAUUAACUAUUGUAUAUUGAGCAUCAUAUGCAAAACAAAUAAAUUUGAUCAUCAAAGCAAUAUCUAUCUUUUCACAUGAUGAAAAUUUCAGAUAUAAUAUAAAAAUGUACUUACUACUCUAGAAAUUUAGACAGGUAUUAUAAAUAGUUUUCAGACUGCAAGGUUUCAUAAAAAAAACUGCUUGAUAAACACAAUCAUUUAAUAAUAUUUACAA